Messenger RNA from Prorocentrum cordatum, 1096 nucleotides. NCBI's taxonomy places the organism in Eukaryota, Dinophyceae, Prorocentrales, Prorocentraceae. The record is from the annotation of a GenBank genome assembly.
GAGAGAGAGAGAGAAACAACGCAGAGAACGAGAGAGAGGCAAGAACAUCCGUAGCCACGUAGCCAACUAGGCCGAAGACCUUCUCUGUCGCUUUCAAAAUCCCGGCGCUGCACAUCUCCGCCUUUUGUCUUGCACCAGCCAUGCUCCGCAUCCUGGUCACCUGCACGGCCCUCGUCGGCGCUCUGGCGUCCCGCGUCAAGGACGAUAUCUCGCUGCGCACCGACGCCAUGACCAACGCCAGCUCAGGCAAGAACCUCUGCAGCCGCUGGCUCAUCGUUGAGUACGAUGACGGCUCGCAGGAAGACGGGGCCACAUUCGGAUCUUUCAGGUACCUCAGCGAUGCAUGGACCUCCGUCGUGCUGUUCACCAAGACCGAGAGUGACGGAUGCACCAAGACCUACACCGCCAUGUGUGAGGGCGGUGAAUUGCAGGUAAAAAAGGUGUGCGGAGAGAAGGAGAGCAUCGAAACGCGGUGCCUCGGUGGCAUGAGCUGUUUCGUCUCCAGUCGCAAAAGCACGUUCGGCACUGGCGACUCUGGUGUGGUGUUUCAUCCGGACGAGGAUGACGUGAGUCUCAGCAGUGGGAAGGUUGUGGUCUACACAGUUGACCCAUCCAAGGGCAUCAACUUGGAGGAUGCGCCAGGCAAUUACAAGUGGAAGGCAGAAUGGGGCUGCUACUGUUGCAAGCACAGCUAUGGCCUCGAGAAUCCCUUCUCUUUUUCUUCAAGACGGCUGGCCUGGAAGAGGGGCAGCGACGGCAACAUGGAGUGCAUGCUUGCAUGGCGGAUGAUUGGCAAUGGCAUGGACCACGAAAACCCAGCAGAUUCCAGCGUCCUGGGCGUUUUCGCGCUGAUCCCCGAGUUUGUGAUGACCUUCGCGGACAUGAUGACCCUGACCAUCGGUCGACACCUCGCGUGCGCUGCCACCUGCCCCUUGCGCAAUCCCAAGUACGAGGCGAACAAGCAUGCCUUCACCAAGAUCCAGACCGACAUGGACAAGUACUGAGGCUGCUCCAGGCUUGGUGUAGGUCCGCACUCGCUGACAGAGUGGCACGUGUAACAAUAGACAACGUCCGUGUGGGGAGGAGGGCGACGACA